Molecule: messenger RNA, 993 nt
Organism: Adineta ricciae
Lineage: Eukaryota; Metazoa; Rotifera; Eurotatoria; Adinetida; Adinetidae
Source: the annotation of a GenBank genome assembly
AUGUCAGCAGCAGCAGCAUUUCUCUAUGCCUUUCAACAAAAUCUUUUCAAGUACGUCGGUCCUCUACUCAUUGUUAUUGGUACAGUCAGUUGCCUAUUGAAUCUCUUGGUAUUCACACAAAGUACAAUGCGCAAAAAUCCGUGCACAAUCUAUUUAAUCACAGUCAACAGUGUUAAUUUAAUAGCUUUCUAUUUCAUACCUCUUCUGACAAUAUUUUCAUCAGGCUAUGGCGUCGAUCUUACUGGAAAUAAUCCCGUCUUCUGCCGACUUCAAUUCUAUGUAGGUUUUCUGUCGUCAAGUUUGGAAUCAUCAUAUCUUAUUUUGGCCUCUAUCGAUCGAACACUCGUCACUUCAUCGAACGCUCUGACAAGAAAACGAAGCACACGUCGACUAGCCAUCACAAGUGUUAUUUGUGUUGGCUUGUUCUGGACAAUUUUCCAUGUUCACGCACUGAUUUACUCGCAAAUUAUCCAGUAUGCACCUGGCUAUUCUGUUUGUUAUUUUACACCAGGUGCAUAUAGCACGUUUGUCACCUACUAUGGGUUGUCACUCAAUGGAGUUAUUCCACCUCUGUUCAUGCUUAUUCUGGGCUGCUGGACAGUGAAGAAUAUUCGCAAAGUCCGUCAUAUCACACAACAUUCUGGCUCAACACAUUCAGUUGUUGUCGUGGUCGGCAGACCACGAAUCCUUGAAUCAAAGGAUCGACAACUAAUUCGAAUGUUGCUCGUGGAAAUCGUCACUUACAUUCUGUGUAAAACUCCAAUCAUAAGCUUUCUAAUUUAUCGAGAAGUUACACGGUAUGUUGAGAAAAAUGGAGAGCGAAUCUUGAUCGAACAAUACGUGUUUUUACUAGCAACUUUCGUGUUUUACAUCGAGAAUAGCAUUGGUUGCUAUACAAACAUCUUAGUGUCGAAAACUUUUCGUAUAGAACUGAAACGAAUGUUGUUGAAUGUUCGUCAAAUAUGUGUCGUCAAUCAUCAAAAUAGAUCAUAA